UGUGCGGUCCCAGCCACGUGUCGCGCGUUCAUUUCCCCACAAAACGGUACCCCUUAUACCAACAUGCUUCCUUGAACCUCAACUCACUCCCUUCGAGUCACUUUCAUAGUGAACCCCACCAGCAACCCCUUUCCUCUCUUCUUCUUCUUCAGCCUCCAAAACCCCAUUGUUCUUCAUGAAAAUUUGAAGGAAAAAUUCACAAUGCCAAAGAAACAAAAAUAUAAGGAUGUUGAUCGUCCUGAACUUCAUAUUAUACAUUAUCUCAGCCACCCUGAUUAUAGUUCACGGUAUCUGACAUGUGAUCACCCACUCCCUCCGAAUCGGUACAAUGAUAGGGUUGAGGAGCAUUUACGGUUUACUGGUUUCUUGUAUGUUUUCCAAAUUGGAGUAGUUCAAUGUCAGAAAGUACUGGUAAAUGCUCUAGUCGAAAGGUGGCAUCCAGACACACAUACCUUUCACCUUCCUGUUGGUGAAUGUGCUGUGACAUUGGAAGAUGUUGCUGUUAUUCUUGGUCUUCCAACAGACGGUCUUCCAGUCACAGGGAUGACUAUGAGUAGUUUUGAAGCCUUAGAGGUGGAGUAUUUGCAGCAAUUUGGGAUUGUACCGAGGAAGUUGGACUGUAGAGCAAGCUGCAUAAAACUGACGUGGCUUCGAGAUCUAAAAGAACGAUUACAGUUGGUUGACGAAACCAGCAUGCAGAGAUACGUAAAGUGCCACAUUAUGUUAUUAUUUGGUACAGUCUUGUUUGGUGACAAUUCUGGGGCAUCUGUGCACUGGAAGUUCCUGCCUUUGCUUCGUGAUUUUGGCAGUAUCAGACAGUACAGUUAGGGAUCUGCAUGCCUGGCACACCUGUACAGGUCAUUAUGCAAGGCAUCUCAUUUUGACUGCAAGAAAAUCGAUGGUCCGCUAACACUUCUGCUAAACUGGGCUUGGAUCCGUCUCCCAUAUCUAGCGCCGGUUCCUCGGGAACCCCGCAGUUUUCCACUUGAAAACAGGUAACAUUAUCUUACACUUACAUCCUAUCUUCAUAUUUAGAAUCCAAUUGUGUUAAUGAAUUAAGUCAUAUUAGGUGACGUAACUGG
Molecule: messenger RNA, 1082 nt
Organism: Arachis ipaensis
Lineage: Eukaryota; Viridiplantae; Streptophyta; Magnoliopsida; Fabales; Fabaceae
Source: RefSeq, a predicted model, not a curated record